CAGGGCCUUCAACCUCCACCAUUUUGUUUUGAUCAGUUCAUAGUUCCUGUGUUACAAUAAAUGUAGUUCUUUUCCAACAUUUUAACUGUGUCUGUUUCCAUUAUGUUAUAUUCCCUGAGCCAGUUUUUGCAGGCCACCCCGGACACCUUGCUGCGGUCAGUGUGGAGAGGGAGAGAGAGAGAGGGAGCGUGAGCGGGACCGGGAGAGGGAGAAGGACAGAGAGAAGGAGCGAGAGAGGGAGCACAGGGAGAGGGAGCGAGAGAGGGAGCACAGAGAGCGGGAGCAGAUGGUGGCCGCCAGCGAGUACAUGCGUGCAGGCAGAUGCCCCCGGCGUCGGUGGCUCAGACAGGCGCGCGGUACAGCACGGCGGCCGACGCCCUGGCAGUCCAAGGACAAGGGCCCGCCCACCAAGCUGCGCAUCGAGCAGGAGCUCCGCGCCCACGGCAAGACCAUCAUCACCGCCGCCAACUUCAUCGAUGUCAUCAUCACCCGCCAGAUCGCCUCCGACAAGGAGUCCCGUGAGAGGGGCUCCCAGAGCUCCGACUCCUCCAGCAGCUUGUCCUCCAGCCGCUAUGAGGCUCCGGGCAGCGGGGCCAUCGAGGUGAUCAGCCCCGCAGGCUCCCCCGCCCUGGACAGGCAGGAGGGGCCCUUCCCCCCGGAGAAACCCGCCCAGACAGCAGCCGUUACCGCCAGCGGGACGAGCCGCCCUGCCCCCAGCAGCCCCUCCCAGGCCGAGGCCUACGGCCAGGUCCCCAAGACGCACCGCGUCAUGACCCUGGCGGACCACAUUUCGCAUAUCAUCACCCAGGACUUCGCCAGGAACCAGGACGCCCCCCAGGCCUCCCCCGCCACCUCCUCCCCCGGAACAUUCCAGAGCUCGGCCCCCUCUGCCCUGAGCCGGGCCAAGAUGCCCAGCCGCUACAGCCCCGAGUCCCAGGGCCCACCCCCACCACCUCACGCCCCGCACCACCCCCGAGCGUCCAGCAGGGUGUCGCCCGAAAACGCCUCCGACAAGCCCAGGGCCAGGCCUGGCAAGUCUCCGGACCGGGGAGGGCCCAUGGAGAGCUACGAGCCCAUCUCCCCCCCGCAGAGCUACCCCGGCCUGGACAAGCAAGAGGCCAUGCUGCAGCAGGCUCAGAGACGAGAGGCCGAGCACACGGAGCAGAGGAACGACUCUCGCUCUCCCGGGAGCGUUAGCUACCUGCCCCCCUUCUUUACUAAGCUGGAGAACACCUCCCCAAUGGUGAAAUCCAAGAAGCAGGAGAUAUUUUGUAAGUUGAACUCCUCUGGUGGCGGUGAUUCAGAUGUGGCAAGCGCACAACCUGAUAUAUUUAACCUGCCUGCAGUGACAAGCUCAAGCAGUAUCAGCUCCAGGAAUCCUUCUUUCGGGUACCCAGCCAGUAACUUGGGCCUGGAGGACAUCAUUCGUAAGGCCCUGAUGGGAAACUUUGAGGACAAGCACGAUGACCACCAGGGCGGUGGUCCCCAGCCCAACAGCAUGGAGCGGCUAACCCGCAUGUCAGCUGGGAAGCAGAAGCUGUUGGGCAAGGCCAACAGCAGGAAGUCCAAGUCGCCCAACCCGGGGCAGGGCUACGCCGGGGCGGAGCGCCCAUCGUCCGUAUCGUCCGUGCACUCGGAGGGCGACUACCACCGGCAGGCCUCACCCUGGACCUGGGAGGAGCGGCCGUCCUCCACCGGCUCCAUGCAGUUCCCCUACAACCCGCUGACCAUGCGCAUGCUGAGCAGGGUGUGGGAGCGUGAGCCCCUGCUGUCGGAGCAGUACGAGACCCUGUCGGACAGCAACCACUGAGCUCCUUACCCUCCGCCCCUCAGCGCUGACAGGAGGAGCCCAGCACCCAACCCCACCCCUCUCACCCUGACUGACAGCGCUGUGCAGGAGGCAGCGGCGGAUAAGGGCGGACAGAUGGACAGACAGACAGACGGACGUAGUGGCGGGACCUGAGGAGGACCUGAGGAGGACCUGAGGAGGACCUGAGGAGGAGCCGGGCCUUCAGGACUCCACAAGCCUCGCGUCCGGGAGCUCUGACGUGUGGCCUGUCUGUUGGAAAACGGGGGGAAAGAACAUUAUAAAAAGACAAAAAGAAAAGCCAGCAAUUUAGACUUGUUUAAAAAAAUAAAAUAAAAAAUUACAAAAAAAUUACAAAAAGAAAUACUAAAAAAGAUGGUAAGAGAAAUAAAGAUGAAGAACUUCUAAUGUUAAAAAAAAACUAAAAAAAAACAUUGAGACACUUAUUUCUUCGAUUUAUUUUGCUUUGUAAAGAAAACACUUUGUCUUUAAAUCGUAUGUAAAUAGAGAAACUUUUUUUUUCCU
This is a messenger RNA of Conger conger (European conger), 2332 nucleotides long. RefSeq names its product nuclear receptor corepressor 1-like. The record is from RefSeq and is a predicted model, not a curated record. Lineage: Eukaryota; Metazoa; Chordata; Actinopteri; Anguilliformes; Congridae. Gene Ontology annotation, biological process: negative regulation of transcription by RNA polymerase II. Gene Ontology annotation, molecular function: transcription corepressor activity; nuclear thyroid hormone receptor binding.